AUGCGGCUGAGUCGCAUCUCAGGCGAUGAGGCCACUGAUCUCUGGAAAUCACUUUCUUGCCACGAGACGCAAGGCUACCAGCAUCCGACGGCCGACGGGGUUCUGCCAGACCAGGAGACCGCUAACCCACAGUAUAAAAGGACGUAUCAUUAUGGGUUGAUUAUCAUUCGGACUCGCAGAAGCCCGGGUUGGAGUUCUGUGACCGACGAGCUAGAUCAUCAUGAGAGUUUUGGUGAGGGCAGCGGCGUGCUCGCCGUCGGCGUCAGUGCACAGGUUGGGCCUUCGGGGAUCGUCAGUCCCGACGGGGUGAACACCCAGUUCUCCCACGACUUCGCCAACGACGUCGUGCUGGUUGGACCCGCUGGCAUCGUCACAAAGUCUGGCGCCAACCGCCAGCUGACCCACGGAGAGGCCACCCUUCACGUUGCCACAGCACCUGCUCCCCUCCCCGUGGCUCAGCUGGUGUCCCAGCGUGGCGUGGUUGGCCACUCUGGCAUCGUUCGCCCUGAUGGCAACAACGUCCAGUUCACACACGAGCAGGCUAACAACAUCGUGCUGGUUGGCCCAUCUGGCAUCGUCACCAAGGACGGCUCCAACAUCCAGCUGACCGACGACCUCCACUUCGUCCAGAAGCGUGACACCUAUGGCCAUCUGGUGGGAGCCUCAGGAAUCGUCACCAGUGACGGCCAGCUGAUCCAGUUCGAACCUGGCGUGACUGUCGCCGCCGCUGGUACCUAUGACGGUCAGGUGAUCCAGCUGGAACCUGGUGUCACGAUUGUCCAGGUUGCUCCUUCUGGUAUCAUUCUGUCCAACGGAAAGAACAUCCAGCUGACCGGCAAGCUCCACUCCGUGCAUAAGCGUGACACCUAUGGCCAUCUGGUGGGAGCCUCAGGAAUCGUCACCAGCGACGGCCAGCUGAUCCAGUUCGAACCUGGCGUGACUGUCGCCGCCGCUGGACCCUCUGGCGUCGUUCUGUCCAACGGGAAGAACCUCCACUUCGUCCAGAAGCGUGACACCUAUGGCCAUCUGGUGGGAGCCUCAGGAAUCGUCACCAGUGACGGCCAGCUGAUCCAGUUCGAACCUGGCGUGACUGUUGCCGCCGCUGGACCCUCUGGCGUCGUUCUGUCCAAUGGAAAGAACAUCCAGCUGUCCGGCAGACGUAAGCGCGAUCUCUCCGGCCAUCUUGUGGGAGACUCAGGAAUCAUCACCAAUGACGGUCAGCUGAUCCAGCUGGAACCUGGUGUCACGAUUGUCCAGGUUGCUCCUUCUGGUAUCAUUCUGUCCAACGGAAAGAACAUCCAGCUGACCGGCAAGCUCCACUCCGUGCAUAAGCGUGACACCUAUGGCCAUCUGGUGGGAGCCUCAGGAAUCGUCACCAGCGACGGCCAGCUGAUCCAGUUCGAACCUGGCGUGACUGUCGCCGCCGCUGGACCCUCUGGCGUCGUUCUGUCCAACGGAAAGAACAUCCAGCUCACCAGAUAAAUUGAAAUUCCUUGUACAUACUCGAUAACUCUCAAAUAAACAUUAUUACAGUGUUAGAAAAGCAA
This is a messenger RNA of Penaeus vannamei (Pacific white shrimp), 1547 nucleotides long. Lineage: Eukaryota; Metazoa; Arthropoda; Malacostraca; Decapoda; Penaeidae. The record is from RefSeq and is a predicted model, not a curated record.